Messenger RNA from Sinocyclocheilus rhinocerous, 941 nucleotides. RefSeq names its product HIG1 domain family member 1A, mitochondrial-like. The record is from RefSeq and is a predicted model, not a curated record. The transcript is spliced from 2 exons. Gene Ontology annotation, biological process: mitochondrial respirasome assembly. Lineage: Eukaryota; Metazoa; Chordata; Actinopteri; Cypriniformes; Cyprinidae. Bases 32 to 253 code for a protein of 73 amino acids. Gene Ontology annotation, cellular component: mitochondrion.
UAUAUUGUCUCUCUGUGAUGUCUCUUAAGGGAUGGCUGGGUUCUUUGCCAUUGUGGCAUACAGACUGUUCAAACUGAAGAACAGAGGAGAUACGAAGAUGUCAGUCCACCUGAUUCACAUGCGUGUGGCUGCGCAGGGCUUUGUGGUGGGAGCCAUGACUUUAGGAGUGAUCUAUUCUAUGUACAGAGAGUACGUUCUCAAACCUCACGAAGCACAGAAAGCGUUAGAGCAGAAGGCAUUGGAAAAAAAGUGAAGAGAAAUGUGUUAGAUUCCUGCGAUAUCCUUAAUACCAACGGUUUGUGUUUACUGCUAACAUAAGAACUUUUUAAAAAUAAUUUCUUGAAACGGUUUCCUUUUUAAACUUUAAUAAACCUCAGAAAAGGAGGUUAGGUUGCCUGGCAUGUUUAAGAAACAUUGUACAGUAUGCGACGGAAUUGUAGCUAUUUUGCUACCGCCAACUACUAUUUAUGAAAAAAAAAUUUUUUGUUACUGAAAAUAUUUGGAUUAGUGUAAUUUCUGCUAAAUGCUGCUGCUCUUAUGUCAGUGUUGUGCCCUUGUUUCAUCACAGAAGUGUGGAAUUAAGACCUUUGCACCUUGUAACUCAAGAUUCGUUCUUGUAUCAUUUAAGUCAAUAGUCGAAAGAAAUUCCAGGACAGCAAACCUAACGAACCAUCAUCUGAAAUUUGACAAUGCAUUGAACACAAUAUAGGGACUUCACCACUGCUUCACUGUGUGUAUGAGUGUAAGUGUCACGAGGAAGGAGAGGAGCUUGUUCUUUUGUAGAUUUAUUGAUUGAUUGUGUUACUGUGUGAGGUAAUUAUUGCACCUUUUUUUUCAUAUUUCAAAACAGACACAAAUUGUACUUUUAGAGUGGUAUAUAUUUUGAGGAUCUCGGCUACCACUGUGUUUAUCUUUGCCAAUAAAAACUGUUGUAAUUCCAA